CAACAGUUAGGAAACACCAUUCCCACGCAACCAUCAACUACCCCAUCCAUUCGCUCUCUCUCUCUUUCCCCCACUCUCACUCCUCCAGUCCUCCUUCCCGUCGUAAGUCCCUUCUCCCACGAAACUUCCUUAACUUCUCUCUCUAACACGCCAAAGAAAGAAAGUGAAUCUCUUGUCUAUGUCAGAUAGAAGUUUCAGGCGAAGAGGUCCGGCCACAAACCGGAAGAGUAGACUACCGAAGCCCACGCUGUCGUUUCGCCGGCGAGCCCCGACGCCCAGAAUAUCAAAAACCCCAAAGUCCAUCAAAAUCCUCCAGCGAUGUCAUUCGGAGCCGAUCCUUUAUACCUUCAGACUUUUCUUGGGCGACAAGAACGACGACUACGAAGCUCAGAUACCAAAACCCGAUGCCUUCCUCUUCCGGCGCCAUCAGACUUGUAUGGACGUCUUCACAUCUCCCUUUGGGUCUCCGAUACCGUCGCCGUCUCCUCGUAGUGCCGAUGUAUAUAGUAAGGAUGCGAAAGUGGUGGUGACGGUGACGGUGGAGGGAAGCCCGGGGCCGUUGAGGACGAUGGUGAAGUUGGGAUCAAGCGUGGAAGAUACCAUAAAGGUGGUGGUCGACAAGUACAGAGAUGAACGACGGACCCCUCAUCUGGAUCGCGACGCUGCUUCCUCAUUCCAGUUGCAUCAUUCUUACUUCAGCCUAGACAGUCUUGAUAAGGCGCAAACAAUUGGGGAGGCGGGGAACAGAAGCUUCUACCUUCGAACGAGCAGCUUCAGUCGGGAAAGCAGUUUUAACUCUGAUGGUGGUGGUGUAGCUUCUUCUAAUACUGAUGUGAUGGCACAAGUUGUUUCAGUGAAAGCGAAGACUGCAACUCCAGCGAUUGCGUCUCUUCCAUUAAUAAUAUUCUCCCAAGACUUCAUUGCUCGAAAGAUACACAAGAUAGUGAGAAGAACCUGUAAGCUAUGGAAGUUAAUGGGUUGUGUGUAUUGCGAAUAGCAUUGCAUCAUUAUAUAAUGUAAAAAAGGAGGACUAAUGGAUUAACGCCUCCAUCUCCUGUACUUUGUCGGAAUUACACAUGGAUCUAAAGGAUUAAAAGAAUUAUGCCUUUC
Messenger RNA from Macadamia integrifolia, 1110 nucleotides. RefSeq lists its product as uncharacterized. NCBI's taxonomy places the organism in Eukaryota, Viridiplantae, Streptophyta, Magnoliopsida, Proteales, Proteaceae. Bases 179 to 997 code for a protein of 272 amino acids. The record is from RefSeq and is a predicted model, not a curated record. The transcript is spliced from 3 exons.